UCACACAAAUCUCUUUCCGCCAUUUUCCAAUUGUUUCCUUCCUCAAAACCCCAACAAAAUUUCUUGAAUCAAAUUGCUGUUUCUCUGUAAAAGGAUUUCGUGGAUUACUUCUGAAAACUCUUGUUCUUGAACCCUAACUCUUUCUUUCUACAGACAAAAUCCCCCCAUUUUGUUUCCAUCGCCAUUUCUUGGACCCUAACAAGUUGUUGUUCUCCGUAUGAAGAUCAAAAAGGGUUUAAUCAUGGAUUAUUUCAAAAAUAUACCGGAUGAGAUUACUUUAGAGAUAUUAUCUCGGGUACAGGUUGAAUCGGUGCUCGAUUGUAAAUUAGUUUGUAGAAAUUGGAGAAACAUCGUUUCUAAUGGUCGAUCAUUCAAUCAGAUGCACUCGCAUCAUUCUAUUGCUGCUGAAGAUUCCUGUAAGUUGGGUUUUCUUGCUUUAAUUGAGAAUAAUGGAUUUUACUUUUUUUGAAUAUAAUGAUGAUCAGAAUCAUGAGUUAAGAAACCCCAUUGAGAGAGUUAGAAGGCUGAUUACAACACCAGCUAAGGGUACUUGCUUUGUUGGUUCCUUUAAUGGUUUAAUCUGUCUUGUUAGAGAAGAAGCAUGUAAACCUGUUUGUAUUUGCAAUCCUUUCACCAAAGAGUAUGUCAACCUUCCAGAAAUCAGGAUAGAUGGUGAUGAUUUUGAUUUUUGCACAUUCGGAUUUGGUUACCUUCCUUCAACAAUUGAGUACAAAGUGGUAGCAAUACAUGUGUCCAAGACCAAGCUUAUAGAAGUCUACAUAUACACACUAGGCAGUGGCAAUGGAUGGAGAGACCUCGGAAAGUUCAAUUCUGAAUUCUGCCCUAUGUAUAAUCAACGUCAUGAACAUGGUAGCUUUGCCAAUGGAUCUAUUUAUUGGGCUGGCGCUAAUCUACAAACGAUCUUGACCUUUGACUUGAUUGAGGAAAAGUUCUGCGGACAUUUUGCACCUCCUCCUUCCCCACCAGACACUGAUUUGGAAAGUCAUACAAUAGGGGUUUUGGGUGAAUUUUUGUAUAUUUCUAUACUUGAUGACGAAGAAGAAGGUUUUGACAUAUGGCUAUUAAAAAUGAAGAAUGAUAAUCACGACAAGAAAGAGGGAGAGGAACAUCGCCCAUCGGAAUGGAGUAAAGAGCUUUGGGUUAAUGAAAGACAUUCAUUAGCCCUUACGAAGAGGGGGGAUGUUUUAACUUACAUUAGUAUUGAUAACUAUCUCAACAUUUACGACACAAAAGCUUCAACCUCGAAACCGCUUGUGGAUUUUAAGGAAUUUGUUUGUCGAGUAUUCCCUCACAAGAACACCUUUGUAUCUUUGAAAGAAUUAGGGGAAAAAGAUACGGAAAUAAUCAAGUCAGUUAAAGGAGGCAGAAAGCCGUGAUUCACCUUUCAAGCAGCUACAGGAGGAUGCGAACCCUGACUACAUAGUUAUAAACCGGUAAUCUUUAUUGAGUUUUUGCAGUAGUAUUCAUAUCAUUCUGCAGACUUAGGAGUUUCAUUAACAAGUAACCUUUUUGUGAGCAUUGAUGUUUGACAUUGUGUUAGUGAGUAAUAUACAUCAGAUCCCUUUAUUCUUUCUUUAUAUCGUUGAUCCAACUUAAUGGAAUUGUUUCUAUUUUGGGUUGCUUUGUAAUUUGUGCAUUUUGGUAGUGACCCGACCUUAUUUCAAUGGGAGUGCUGUACACUGUAGUGACUUAUUUUGUUUACACUUGGGGUCGAAUACGCAUAUUCAGGAAAAUUCAUAAAUUUGAUUAGGAAACUGCACUGAAGUUUGUCUUCAUCUGUUUAUAAAUUUUGAACCUUGAGUCAAUCAGGCACAGUUCUCUAUGAUAUCUAACAUGAAUUAUGUAUCCAUUCUGGCAUUCUGUCAUUAACUACAACCAACCUUUAUCAUCAACAAGCUGCUUUUCAAUCUCCAUGGGAAGGAUUAAUGAGCCAGUUACCUUGUAGCCUACAACCAGGAUUCAGAACAAUGAUUCCGCUGGCAGUGAGGAUUUUGACAUCUUCCUCCAAAUGGAUGAGAUUGCACUUAAAUUGUGGUUAUGCACACACUUCAUGCCUACUUCCACAGUUGUGUCAAUUUUCGAUUUGCUUAACUCUGAUUGAGUUAAAUCUCAAGUUGCAACAUUUCAGUCUGAUGAUUAAAAAAAUGGUUUAUGUUUCAUCUUCCAAAAUUAUGGCUGAAACCAGCCGGCGAUUUACUGGUAGUUAAUGAAAAAUGGGGUUGUGACUGGUGAUCCAAAUGGGGCAAUCUUUUGUAGAGAGAACUAUUGAGAGUGUCUGUCCCAAUGUUUUUGGAUGGAAACAAAUAGUAGCAUACCAUACUACCAUGAAAGGAAAGUUUCAGGAAAAGAUGAUAUGGCAAGUAUAUACCAAUAAUUGUAAAUGAAUUCCAUCCUCCAACAUGUCCAUCUUACUUUAUGGACAUGUUUUGGCUUUCCUAGUUCCAGCUGGCCUAAUUGCAUGCUUUCUUCCACUAUCAGCUGCCAGUUCCUUGGAUGUCCUCUAUACAGUAACACCAAUAUAUUUCUCGGGAGUCAUGAGGAUGCUUAUAUUUUCCCCAGCAGGAUGCAUUAUGGCUGAAAUUUAUCUUUCUGGAGCUUUUGACGUCUUCACUGGCUCAGUAAAAUUUCAACUGCCUGGAUUACCAGGGGAUUCUGAUGUAAGCCUGUUUCCGGUUGUCUUGCUUGUGCACAUUCUUCCCAGGACGUGGUACAAAAUAGCGUAGACAAGGAUGAGUCAAAUGCAGCUGCUGAUAAAAGCGAAGAAUUUCUGAAGGAACGUCUAUCAAAAAAGAACAAGAAAAAUCAAAAAAGAACCUGUUGUGGAGGCAUCUUUUAAGUCCACAAUUCAGAAGAGAUUUCUGGUCUUACCUUUGGAGGCAUCUAUCAUUGCCCUUCUCUUGCUUAUUUUAUUGGGUGCCUUUUCUGUGGUGUGCUCUUCGGGAGAUUAUACCUUUAUUAUUAACCUUAUCCCAAUACAUGUGCUUCUGUGCAUUGCAACUGGUCGUUACUCUCUUUAGCUGUAUGGUGUGUAUGCUCCUCUUGUGUCUUGGCCCCUGGGUACAUUAUCGGCUUCAUUGGUGCUUGUUGUUCGAUUCAAAGCUGUGAUGACCUUGGAACACUUCGCAUUGUUUUUGAUUCGGCUGAUGCUUGUAUUCGGCCCAGCAGUAGCAUUAUGGCUGGAAUUGCUCUUUCUGGAGCUUUUGAUGUUAUCACAUGCUCGGUCAAAUUUCAGUUACCUGGAUUACUUGGGGAUCGUGAUGGGAUAUUAUUACUUCCGGGCAUGUGGUACAAAAUGGCGUAAGCAAGGGUUAUUCAAAUGCAGCUUUAGAGAAAAGCGAAGAAACUCUGAAAGAACUUACAUCUAAGAAGAAUCAAGUCAUUAAGUCUUCACCCUUGGAAUUGGAUGGUGAGCAUAUUUUGCAUCUUCUUUUCUGCCCAGAAUUGAAGACCAAGUUCAACUAGCACAAAAGGAAAAGGCAGGGAUGAGCUUGUGUCUGUGGAGAGAUUUUUUCUGCACGUUGAGUGUUAUUAACAUAUACAAAUUGGUAAAAAGUUUGUAGCUCAGGUUUUGUAUCAUUUUUUUUUUAUAAAAGGAAGAGAGUAAUUUUUAUGAUG
Molecule: messenger RNA, 3636 nt
Organism: Papaver somniferum (opium poppy)
Lineage: Eukaryota; Viridiplantae; Streptophyta; Magnoliopsida; Ranunculales; Papaveraceae
Product: F-box protein At3g07870-like
Exons: 8
Coding region: 450-1397 (315 amino acids)
Source: RefSeq, a predicted model, not a curated record